Messenger RNA from Ilex paraguariensis (yerba mate), 1188 nucleotides. The record is from the annotation of a GenBank genome assembly. NCBI's taxonomy places the organism in Eukaryota, Viridiplantae, Streptophyta, Magnoliopsida, Aquifoliales, Aquifoliaceae.
GCAGACAAAGAAAACGAAGCCAAACAGUUUGAGAAAUGGCAGAGAGACCCCCCCGAACAAUCCCGAGAAGCUCCCAAGCGCCCGUCCUUCCUGUUUAUGAAGAUUUUAAGCCCAUCUCAAUGUGGAAACAGGAAGAAGAAUCUGAUAUUCUGCUUAUAUACCUUCCUGGGUUUAUGAAGAAUCAAAUAAAGGUUACAACGGAAGGCCGGAACAUCGUCAGGGUCAGUGGAGAGCGUCUGAUUGCAGGUAACAAGUGGAACAGCUUCGUGCAGGAUUUCCAAGUUCCAGAAUACUGUAAUAUUAGAGGAAUUCGAGCCAAAUUCGAGGUUGGAAUUCUCACAGUUACAAUGCCCAAAAAGAGUACGAGUAUCCCUCAACCUCAAGUUGACCCCAAAGUUGAAGGAAAAACAACUCAAGAAGUUCCACCAACACCAAAGGAUCCAAAGAUUCAAGAGGACAUUCCUCCAAAACCAUCUUCAUCAACCACAGAGACCAAAAAUCAGAUGGAUGCUGCAAACGAGCCAAAGUCUCAGAAGGGUAUUGCUGAAAUUAUACCAAAAUAUAGUGUGCCACCACUUUCUCGUUCUCAAAAAAUCAGGAGUGAUAGGGAGCCCGAAAAGGGUCAAGGUGAACAACCACCUGCAAGACCUACUACUUCAGGCACCAACACAGAUAAGCAGAAAAAUAUUGAUCGUGAUGAUCAGAGUCGUGAAAGAAAGGAAACGACAGAAACAACAGGGGUGAAGGAAAUGAUGAGAAGUAGUGAGAAAGGUAAAGAACCAUUGAAGCCUGAAAAUGAAGUGAAACCAAUUUCUGAGAGAGAAAAACAAGUGGGGGAUGGAAGUGGCAGUGGUUACAAAGAGGAGGGUGUAAAACAUAUUUCCAAGACAAAGGCAGAGGAAACAACAAAGGUGACUGAUUCUGGUGCUGGUGCAGGGGCUGUUGCUGGUGCUCGUGGUUAUAAUCUGGAGAGUAAGGUGGUUAAAGGCCUUGUUAAGGAGCUGGAUGAAGAGAGACAAUUGAUGGUGAAUGUGGGUGUGGCUGUUCUGGUGAUUGUGGCACUAGGUGCUUAUGUCUACUUCACAUAUGGGUCCUCUAGGAAACCCCAAAACUAGGUUUAGCUUAUACAUACAAUGUAUGAUCAUGGUUAUGUAUACUUGAAAAUAUUGUACAUAAACCGUUUAUGAA